Molecule: messenger RNA, 915 nt
Organism: Dissoconium aciculare CBS 342.82
Lineage: Eukaryota; Fungi; Ascomycota; Dothideomycetes; Mycosphaerellales; Dissoconiaceae
Product: alkaline phytoceramidase
Exons: 5
Coding region: 1-915 (304 amino acids)
Biological process (GO): ceramide biosynthetic process; ceramide catabolic process
Cellular component (GO): endoplasmic reticulum membrane
Source: RefSeq, a predicted model, not a curated record
AUGACGACACCGGCGCCAUUCAAGUCCUCUUUCCCGUGGCUGCCGGCGAUCCCAUACCCGCCGCCCAGAGAAGACGGUUACUGGGCGCCUAUCACUUCGACUUUAGAUUGGUGCGAGGAGAAUUAUUAUGCCACGCACUACUCUGCCGAGAUUGUCAACACCUUGACCAAUCUCCUGGUCGUAUAUCUCUCAUGCAAGGGAAUGUACAAUUGUUACAAAUAUGGACAUGAACUGAUAUUCUUGGUCACGUUUGCUGGGUUCCUGGUCGUUGGAUCGGGCAGCUUUGCUUUUCAUGCGACUUUGAAGUACCCUAUGCAGCUCGUUGAUGAACUCUCCAUGAUCUACACAACCUGUCUCAUGCUUUGGGCCACUUUUGAACAUGGCCGCUCCCGUCUUUUCGGUGUCCUUUGGGGACUGUUCGUCGCCAGCCUCGCCAUUUCCAUCACGCUGUACUAUCACUAUCUCCAGGACCCGACUUUCCACCAAAAUGCUUAUGCUCUUCUGACGGCCAUUGUCCUGAUUCGAGCCAUGGUGAUGCAGGAGCUCUAUCUACGACCAUACUUCCAACCUCGUCGCGAGAAACGCGACAAAGAGAUUCUGAUACGCAUGUGGGUCUUGGUGGCGUGGGGACUGACAGUCUUUCUCGGCGGGUUCGCCAUCUGGAAUCUCGACAACAUCUAUUGCUCGAAGCUGAGACGGUGGCGUUACGACAUUGGCCUACCGUGGGGCCUCGUUCUGGAAGGACACGGUUGGUGGCACAUUGGAACGGGAUUGGGAGCCUAUUCAUACAUCGUCUGGGGAAUCUGGCUUCGUCAUUGCCUCAAUGGAAAGCAGGACGAGUAUGAAUUGAUCUGGCCGAGUAUCUUCACCUCGGUACCGCGACUGGUGCGGGUUGAAAAGGUCAAGACUAGAUAA